CAUGGCAGGUCGAGACAGAGUUACCCAGUUGUUGAAGCAGCUGCAACGGGCGUCAUGUCGGUGCCCUGCUCAUUCUCACGGUUACUCACAAGCUCCAGAACCUGGUACAACCAGAACAACAGACUAUGCUUUUGAGAUGGCCUGUUCAAAUAUUCGAUAUGGAGAAGGGGUGACAAAUGAAGUUGGUAUGGAUCUUCAGAACAUGAAGGCCAGGAAUGUUUGUGUUAUGACUGACAGGAAUAUAGCCAAAUUGCCUCCUGUUAAAGCAGUCCUGGAUUCAUUGGUUAAGAAUGGAGUAAAUUUUAAAGUAUUUGACAAGGUCAGGGUGGAACCAACAGAUGGAAGCUUCAAGGAAGCGAUAACAUUUGCUCGUCAGGAACAGUUUGAUGCGUUUGUCGCUGUUGGAGGUGGAUCUGUGAUGGACACGUGCAAAGUCGCUAAUCUCUACGCCUGCAGUCCCGAUGCUGAAUUCUUGGAAUAUGUCAAUGCACCAAUUGGAAAAGGCAAACCAGUUGUUGCUACUCUCUGCCCUUUGAUAGCAGUUCCUACCACAGCUGGCACUGGAAGUGAGACCACAGGUGUGGCAAUAUUUGACUAUGAAGCUAUGAAGGUUAAAACAGGUAUUGCCAACAGGGCUCUGAAGCCAGUGCUUGGAAUCGUGGACCCUUUGCAUACUCUGCACAUGCCCGAACGUGUGGCUGCUUACAGUGGAUUUGAUGUACUUUGUCACGCUCUGGAGUCCUACACAGCUCUUCCCUACAACUUGCGAUCACCAUGCCCAUCUAACCCAAUCAAUCGUCCGGCUUAUCAAGGGAGCAACCCUAUCAGUGAUGUGUGGUCCAAGCAUGCCUUAAAAAUUGUGGCCAAGUAUUUGAAACGUGCUGUCAGACACCCUGAUGACUUCGAAGCUAGAUACAACAUGCACCUUGCAAGUGUUUUUGCAGGAAUUGGCUUUGGAAAUGCUGGUGUUCACCUCUGUCAUGGAAUGUCCUAUCCGAUAGCAGGAAUGGUGAAAAAUUUUAGAGCCAAGGACUACAAUGUGGAUCAUCCUUUGGUGCCCCAUGGCCUCUCGGUGGUUUUGACUUCGCCUGCAGUCUUCACCUUCACAGGCUCUGUGUGCCCUGACCGGCACUUGGAAGCAGCUGAGAUACUAGGGACUGAUGUGCAAGCUGUGAAACGUGAAGAUGCAGGUUUAGUUCUGGCUGAUGCUCUUCGCAAAUUCCUCUUUGAUUUGAAGGUUGAAGAUGGCCUAACUGCAGUUGGUUACAGCAGGGAAGACAUUCCAGAUCUAGUCAAAGGAACUCUGCCUCAGGAGAGAGUAACGAAACUGUCACCAAGGCCCCAGACAGAGGAAGACCUGACAGCUUUAUUCGAGUCUUCUAUGAAGCUAUAUUAAUCUUGUUCUCUGGAAUAAAGAGCUCAAAACUACAUUAAGAUAAGGGAACCUCACUGAAUCCAAAAGAAUGUAAGCAUACCAUUACUUUUGUCAACCAACUUGUCAAUGUAAGUUUUAAAUAUGUUGCAGAAAAUAUUUCAAGUUAACAACAGUAAUCAGUCAUUACAUUAUAAUUGUGGAGCACAGUUUUCCAAGUGAUUAAUUUCAUUAUUAAUUCACUGGCAUCUAUCAGUUACCUAGUACCAUUGCAUGGCCAAUAGAAAGGAAAAUCAGGGAUGAUAGAGUCAUACAGCACAGAAACAGGCACUUUGGCCCAGCUUGUCCAUGCUGAAAAGUUUUCCUAAACUGAACGAGUCCCAUUUGCCCAUAUUUGGCCCAUAUCCUUACAAACUUUUCCUAUCCGUCUACAUGCCCAAAUGUCUUUUAAAUGUCUACCACUUCCUCUGGCAGCUCAUUCCACAUAUGCAUUACCCUGAGUGUGAAAAUGUUUCUCUUUAGGUCUCCUUUAAAUUUUUCCUCUCUCGCCUUAAAUCUAUGCCAUCUACUUUUGGAUGCCCCUAGCCUGGGGAAAAGACCUUAGCUAGUCACCUUAUCUAUGUCCCUCAUGACUUUAUAAGCCUCUAUGAGGUCGCCCCUCAGCCUCCCAUGUGAGGGAGAAAAGUACCAACCUCUCCUUAUAACUGAAACCCUCCAGUCUUGCUAACAUGCUUGUAAUUUUUUUUGCACCCUUUCCAGUUUAAUAACAUCCUUUCUAUAGCAGGGUAACCAAAAUUGUAUGCAGUACUCCAAAUGUGGCCUUACUGAUGUCUUGUACAGGUGUAACAUCACACCCCGACCCCUGUACCCAGUGCUCGGACUGUUGAAGGCAAGGGUGCCAAAUGCCUUCUUUCCCACCCUGUCCACCUAUAAUGCCACUUGCAAGGAAUUACAUACUUGAAACUAUACACCGUCGUUCAACAUUCCCCAGGAUCCUACCAUAAACCAUGUGUAAAUCUUGCCCUGGUUUAUCUUAUCAAAAUGCAACACCUUGCAUUUAUCUGAAUUAAACUCCACCUGCCAUUUCUCAGCCCACUGGCCCAGUUGAUCAAGGUCCCAUUGUAAUCUUAGAUGACUUGUCACUUUCUUCUAUACCACCAGCUUUGAGUCACCUGCAAUCUUCCUAACCAUGCCCUCUAUAUUUUCAUCCAAAUCAUUUAUAUAAAUGGACCCAGCACCAAUCUUUGCAGGAUGCCACUGGUCACACGCCCCCUGUAUGAACAACACUCUACCACCACCCUUUGUCACCUACCAUCAAGCCAAUUUUGUAACUGUGAUAGAAUUCUGAUCAGCUAGAGUUGAAAAUUUUAACUUGUUUUGUAUCCAAGCUAAACAUUUUGUAAAGGAUGUCAUGACUUCAGAGAAGGUGCAGAGAAGAUUUACUGUAGUGGUACCAGGAAUGCAUCCCGCUCUGCAGAGAAAAUGGAAAAUCUAUCUCUGUAUUAAAUACACUCAAUGACUUGGCCUCCACAGCCUUCUGUGGCAAUGAGUUCCACAGAUUCACUACUCUCUAGCUGAAAAAAUUCCUCCUUAUUUCAGUUCUACAGGAUCAUCCCUUCCCUCUGAGGAUGUGCCUUUGCGUCCUAGUCUCUCCUACUAGUGGAAACAUCUUCUCCACAUCUGCUCUAUCCAGGCCUCUCUGUAUUCUAUAAGUUUCAGUCAGAUCUCCAUUAUCCUUCUAAAUUCUAUCAAGCACAGACCCAGAGCCCUCAGCAGCUCCUGAUUUGAAAAGCCCUUCAUCCCUGGGAUCAUUCUGGUAAACCUCCUCUGGACGCUCUCCAAGGCCAGCACGUUUCAAAAAACAAAACAAGGACCUAAAAAAAUUACAGCACAGGAACAGGCCCUUCAGCCGUCCAAGCCUGUGCUGAUCCAGAUCCUCUAUCUAAACCUGUCACCUAUUUUCCAAGGAUCUGUAUCCCUCUGCUCCCUGCCCAUUCAUGUAUCUGUCUAGAUACAUCUUAAAUGACCCUACCGUGCCCGUCUCUACCACCUCCGCUGGCAACGCGUUCCAGGCACCCACCACCCUCUGCAUAAAGAACUUUCCACGCAUAUCUCCCUUAAACUUUUCCCCUCCCUUAAACGUUUCCUUAGAUACAGUAUCGAAAACUGCUCACAAUAUUCCAACUGCAGUCUGAGCAGAGGCAUAUAUCUCUGCUCUUGCAUUCUGUCCCUCUUGAAAUGAAUGCUAACAUUGCAUUCCUAAUUGCCAACUAAACCUGCAUAUUACCCUGAAGAGAAUUAUGAACUAGGGCUCUUAAGCCCCUUUGUGUUUCAGAUUUCUGAAGCCUUUCCCAAUUAGAAGAUAGGCUACCCCUCUAUUCUUCCUAUCAGAGUGCAUAACUGCACUCUUUGCCACAUUGUAUUCUAUCUUGCCACUUCUUUACUCACUCUCCUAGCCUGUCCAAGUCCUUCUGCAGCCUUCCUGUUUCCUCAACACUUCCUAGUCCUCCACCUAUAGUUGUGACAUCUGCAAACUUAGCAACAAUGCCCUCAGUUCCUUUCUCCAGGUAAUUAAAUAUAUGAGUAGUUGUGGUCCCAAUGUUGACCUUGGCUCCACUCCACUAGUCAUCAGCUACCAUCCCUUUAUUUCCAUUCUCUGCCUUCUGCCAGUCAGCCAAUCCGCUAUCCAUUGCCAGUACCUUGCCCCUAACACCAUGAGCUCUUAUCUUAUUUAGCAGCUUCCUGUGUGGCACCUUAUCAAAGGCCUGCUGGAAAUGCAAAUCAGUCACAUCCAAUGGCUUUCCUCUGUCUGCCUUACUCAUUUCCUCCUCAAAGAAUUGUAAGUUUUGUCAGGCAUGACCUCCCUUGACAAAGCUAUGCUGACUUGCCCUAUUUUACCAUGCACUUCCAAGUACUCCAUAAUCUCAUCCUUAAUAAUGGACUCUAAAAUCUUACCAACGACUGAGGUCACACUAUCCAGCCUAUAGUUUCCUAUCUUCUGCCUCCAUCAGUUCUUAACAUUUUCAAAUCCAGUGCUCUCUGCAAAAGCGUCACUUGUAUAUUAUAUGCACUAAUGUGGAUUUGGGUAAGGAUGAUAGAUUUCCUUCCCUAAAGGGCAUUCGUGAAGCAGAUGGGAUUUUAUAAACAAUCAACAAACAGCUACAUGGUCACCGCUGGGAUAGUUUUCUUCAUGUUUCAUUGAACUCAAAUUUCAACAUCUAUCGUGGUGGGAUUUGAACCCGUUUUGGGGAGAACAUUAACCUGGGUUCUGGCUUGGUAAACCAGUCUCAUUGCCACUAUGCCACCACCCUACAAUAGCCUUUUGAUGGCAAUCUUUAAAUCUAAAUUCAGUGCGAUCCACUUAAGUUGCAGACAGCAAUAUCAAAUUAGCAAGCCAGAAAGAACUAGGGUAAUGCAAGAGUAGGCACUGUCCUCAUUAGUCCUGGAUUGGAGUUAAGGCAGAGUCUCAUAGAAUCUGUACAGAGUCAAAGUAGGGCAUUCAGCUCAUCAAGUCCACACCAAUACUCUGAUGAGCAUCCCACUCAGACCCACCCCCUACACUACACCAGCAUUUCCCAUAGCUAAUCCACCCAACCUACACAUCCCUUGACACUAUGGGGCAAUUUAGCAUGGCUAAUCUACUUAACCUGCAUAUCUUUGGACUGAGAGGAAACUCACACAGACAAAGGAGAACAUUCACACUCCACACACAGUCACCUGAAGGUGGAAUUUAGAACAGGUCCUUGGCACUGUGAAGCAGCAGUGCUACCAUUGAGCCACACUAUGCAUCUGAUGCUUGACCUUGGGCUGUUCAAUAGAAACAUUGUGAAUAAAAGAUUUUAUUCUUCAGUAAAGUUAUUUCAACAAUUUCCUUAGAGCAGGAAGGAAUGGCUAGGAUCCUGAAUACUCCAACUUUCUAUCUGAUUGUUCAUGGAAUAUAUUUUCCUCUAGUUGUUAAGGUAAUUGAGAAAGUGUGCAGUGAUCAUAGGAAAAUAUGUCUAACAAAAUAGGAUGUUUUUGUAUGUAUUUAAUGGAGAGCUCUAGAAAAGACCUAGAAUCCAUUAUAUAGUGUGAGAUUUAUGAUAUUAUCAUGAAAUGACUGUUGGAAGGCUGUAUGAUAUUUUACAGUUUUUAGUGUUUCUGUAGUAUAAAAAAAGUUGGAGUGUUUUAGCUGUAACACACAAGCUCUAAAAGAAACUCUCACAAAUUGAGAUUUGUACCAGUUUGUUACACACAGUUAUGCGUGGUUUUGAGAUGCAGAAUUGCAAAUUGUAUUACAGGCCAAGCAUUUCUGCAAUAACAGAAGCGUUUGAUCCAAAAGUGAUCUCAUGCCUGCAAUAAAUUGCAGUGUCUUGGUCUUGUCCACUAUAAGACAAUAUCCUAACAGCAUUACAAUGCCAAACAAUAUUGCUUUCUUCUCCUAUCAUAGAGUUUCCAUUGUGUAAAACAUCAAGUUCUAUAAU
Messenger RNA from Stegostoma tigrinum, 5835 nucleotides. RefSeq names its product alcohol dehydrogenase iron containing 1 (gene adhfe1). The record is from RefSeq and is a predicted model, not a curated record. Bases 2 to 1396 code for a protein of 464 amino acids. Gene Ontology annotation, molecular function: metal ion binding; alcohol dehydrogenase (NAD+) activity. Gene Ontology annotation, cellular component: mitochondrion. NCBI's taxonomy places the organism in Eukaryota, Metazoa, Chordata, Chondrichthyes, Orectolobiformes, Stegostomatidae. The transcript has 14 exons.